CAGUCACAAACAACAGACAAUAUAGAGUGAACGUAUUUGUGCUUGUUUUGUUCAAGUUUUUUUUUGGUUUCUGCUAAUCUGUGAACAGUUUUCGGGGAUUACCGCCGAGUCUCAUUGGUUAGAGAUCCGCAGUAGAACCUCGAGAGCCAUGGUUCACCUCCGACGCGGCGCGGGGUCCGUCCGUCUGCUGGCCGUGCUGGUCUACCUGGUCGAUAGGUCUUUAGCUGCUCUAGACGGCUACGCGCCGGGUGAAGACUACCCCAUCUACAGCGAGGUGCCCAAGGGUCUGUCGUUCACGUGCGACGACAAGUUGCCCGGCUACUACGCGGAUCCAGAGACGCAGUGUCAAGUGUGGCACUGGUGCGUCCCGGGCAUCGGCGGCAACAGCAUGUAUUCGUUCGUGUGCGGCCCGGGCACCGUGUUCAACCAGCGCACGCGCGUCUGCGACUGGUUCUUUAAGGUGGACUGUCCAAAUGCAGCUGCUUACUACAGCAUCAAUGAAGACCUUUACAAGGAUGACGCUGGCAACUACAUCGCUGGGAAAAAGUAGAAACACUAGAAUACAUUUAGACACCGUAGCGGCUAGACUUUAGCAUGUUUCCUGACUGAACCUGCACCUGUCUUGAAGUUUAUUCUGAUGUUUUGCAUGUUCACAAAUUGUAGUCUUAAAUUGGAUUGAAUUUGUGCAUAAAUUAUGUCGAUUCUGAAAGCAUAAAAUUUAAUUUUAGCAUAGUGAAAAGUAUCAUAAAACGCUUAGAAACUAAUAAAUUGAAUUUGUGCCUUCAUAAUCACCAUCAAUAUUAAACGAAAACGUAAAAUAUUUACACUGAUUUAUCUGUUCCGA
This is a messenger RNA of Plutella xylostella (diamondback moth), 844 nucleotides long. Its product is annotated as U-scoloptoxin(01)-Cw1a. Gene Ontology annotation, molecular function: chitin binding. Lineage: Eukaryota; Metazoa; Arthropoda; Insecta; Lepidoptera; Plutellidae. The record is from RefSeq and is a predicted model, not a curated record. Gene Ontology annotation, cellular component: extracellular region.